This is a messenger RNA of Ruditapes philippinarum (Manila clam), 752 nucleotides long. Its product is annotated as heavy metal-binding protein HIP-like. Bases 51 to 626 code for a protein of 191 amino acids. Gene Ontology annotation, molecular function: protein binding. NCBI's taxonomy places the organism in Eukaryota, Metazoa, Mollusca, Bivalvia, Venerida, Veneridae. The record is from RefSeq and is a predicted model, not a curated record. The transcript is spliced from 2 exons.
CUGAUAAGAGCAAAAUACAGAAGACAAUAUUGCCCGUCAGAGAGAAGUAGAUGACAGACAUGUUUUUCGGGUUAUUUUUACUUUUGGUUAUUUUCAGUAAUGUGUGUGUUGCUGAAAAUAAGCGGGAAGAAAAGAGAAUAUUGAUAGACGAUAACUAUUACACUUUACUUUCACGACUGGAUGCACUAGAGAAGGAGGUGACCGAUCUGAAGUCCAACUAUGCGAGUGGUUCCCACAAAGAAGUGGCAUUUAUGGCCGAGCUGACCAAGACUAUUACCGGACAGAAUCACCAUAUCUACUUCGAUGACGUCAAACUGAACAUCGGGAAUGCCUACAAUCCGCACCACGGAACGUUUGUUGUCCCGGUAAACGGCACAUACCAGUUCUCGGUAACUGCAUGCUCUACUGCUGGACAUUAUAUUGUGCUUGAACUGAAUGCAAACAACGAUAUACUCGGGAAGGUAUUGGCUGGUGACGAUUCUUAUGGUGAUUGCAAUUCUAAAGUAUUCCUUGCUCAACUUCAAACUGGUGACGACGUUUUUGUUCAGCAUAUCUCACAAGGUGACAACCUCCUUUCAGCUUCUAGUUACGGAAAACCGUCUUUUACUGGAGUUCUACUUCACUAAAGUUGGAUAACAAGAAGACACGCAAUGCAUUUCUGCUAAUUUAUAUAUGAAUAGUAAAUAAACUACAGUAGUAUGCAAUUGGCUUCAUAUUUAAUUAAUCUAUUUGAUAAUAAUAUCUAAAUGUUG